Boeremia exigua is the source of this 1648-nucleotide messenger RNA. Its product is annotated as phosphatidylethanolamine-binding protein. The transcript is spliced from 2 exons. The record is from RefSeq and is a predicted model, not a curated record. NCBI's taxonomy places the organism in Eukaryota, Fungi, Ascomycota, Dothideomycetes, Pleosporales, Didymellaceae. The coding region runs from base 56 to 1408 and encodes 450 amino acids.
GACACCGUCACCACGCCCGCCCUGCACGCCCCCCACCCAUCUCCCAGCACUCCCGAUGGCGUCGCUCACGCCGUCGAUGCGGCACUUCAGCACGUGUCUGCGAUGCGUGCGCCACGUGCCCGCCGCCAAUGGCGCGCAGCAGCGCCUCCUGUCGUCGUCGCCCGCCGUCCGCGAAGACGCGCAGACCCAGCCCGCUGCCUCCUCGCCCGCCGCCCCGCCGCCGCCGCCGUCCGCUCCAGACGCCGCCGCGCCCGCACGCGAGGUGCCCGAGUACAUGCAGAAAUGGGGCAAGCUGGACCCUGAGACGGUCGAGAACAAGAAGCAGGAGCGCCGUCUGUUCCGGAGAGACGGCGUCCAGCCUGUGGGCUCCCGCCGUCGCCGUGCUGCUCUGCGCCUGUCCGCCAUCCGCAAGACCGAGGAGGUUCCCUUUGAGCAGCUGCCCUACCAGUGCUUCCAGGAGGCCCGCGCGGUCCUGCAGGAGGACAGGCUGGAGAAGCUGAAGGAGAUCAAGACGCAGCAGCAGCGCAUGCAGGCCGUCGCCGCGUCCAAGGCGAGCGAGCAGUCGAAACGGGACAGCAUCGCGCGGAUGCAGUCGCACAUGAACGACCUGAUCAUCGCGGCCGACAUCAACGACCCAAUCGUCAAGCGCAAGUUCGAGGACGGGCAAGGCGAUAUGAACAAGCCCAUCUACCGCCAUCUGGCCGACAGGAAGUGGCGCGAGGUCAAGCGCAAGGUGCUCGAGCAGCGUGUCACCCAAUUGAACAUCGUCCCUGACCUGCUCGGAUCGCUGGACCUCGCUGCAGACAUCGACCUUUCAUUCGGGCGAAAGGCCGUUGCCCCGGGAGACUUCGUCGAGUCGUAUUUGAGCGAAAAGAUGCCCACCCUGCACGUGCAGACUUUCACCCCAGGAGAGAAGCUAGUGACCGUCGCCGUUGUGGAUGCCGAUGUCCCUGUCCCCGAGGAAGACGGUUUCUCCACCCGCUGUCAUUUCAUCGCUUCGAACAUCCGCAUCUCACCCAGUGAGACUUCGAUCCCCCUGCAGCGCAUUGCUGAGGAUGACCAGAAGAGUACCAAUGACAAGAAGGUCGCCCUGCCGUGGAUGGCGCCAUGGGCGCACAAGGGCGCGCCCUACCACCGUCUGGCCAUUGUUGUGCUUGAGCAGAAUCAGGCGAAGAAGUUCGAUGUUUCCAAGCUCAGCACGAUCGAGCGGGACGGAUUCAACCUUCGCAACUUCGUUGGGUCACAGAAGCUGAAGCCGCUCACCGCUACCUUGUUCAGGACAAAGUGGGACGAGAGCAUGGCAGGUGUCCUGGAGCGCGCUGGACUGAAGGACCAGGCCAGCAUCGAAUACAAGAGGAAGAGGGUCGAGCCGCUACCAUACAAGAGGCGGACGGAGCGCAUGCGUUAAAGCAGCUGUACGAUUAUUCUAAAUGUUGGAUUAGCGAAGGUGAUGACUGUAAGUAUCUGGUGGGUGUACUAUAUGCUGCAGUGUGCAGAAGAGACAUAUCAUUUGAUGAAAGCACUAUCUGCUGCAGAUCUCAACGUGGUGUGUUGGCCUCAGUCGCUCUUUCCGCUUCUCUAAGCACUCCACGUUCUAUCCCCACUUUCCUACUGAGGUUCGCCUAUUACCUUCACACUGUCGAGCGUU